Molecule: messenger RNA, 1644 nt
Organism: Manduca sexta (tobacco hornworm)
Lineage: Eukaryota; Metazoa; Arthropoda; Insecta; Lepidoptera; Sphingidae
Product: sodium/hydrogen exchanger 9B2
Exons: 10
Coding region: 221-1609 (462 amino acids)
Biological process (GO): proton transmembrane transport
Cellular component (GO): membrane
Molecular function (GO): antiporter activity
Source: RefSeq, a predicted model, not a curated record
UAUGUAUUAUUAGAAGAACGCCAAACGAGAUCACACGAGUUCGCGGACUGGUGACAAACAGAGUUCAUAUUUGCGGAAUUCUUGGCCGUGCAUUCGUUAUUCAUUAAGUGUUUAUACCAGUAAUUCCUACUCACUAUAUGUUUUUAUAUGGAAGUUUGCUAAAUUGGUUCAAUAUUCGUGUAUAAUUUUUAAGUAAUUUUGUGGCUAGAUUCACAUAAAGAUGACCACUAAUGGCUGUGAAACUGAGAAACAUCAAUAUGUGAGGCGGAAUAAAGUGAUCGAUUUGGACGUCAGUCCCGCCAAAACAACAAAUUGUCAAAAACAUGAAAAGAAGAAUUUCCUUGGAAAGUUGUUAUUGGCAGUGCCUACAGUGUCGGAAUUAAAACAAUACGCCGGAGUCGUAUUAUGCGGCCUGACAUUAUGGGGAACGUCAUGGUUCAUAUUCAAGGAGUUGGUGAUCCCCGGCGGCUAUUUAUUGAGCAUGUCCGGUGUGGUAAUGGCCGGGUACAUUUUUGGACACACUCUAGAGAGAUACACAACAAUCAACUCAGUUGUAGGAAUGACUUUAAUUGGAGCAUUGUACAGAAAUUUUGGUCCGACGAACUACUUGAACAACCCUAAUGCCGAUGCGAUUGAUUUUCACUUAAGGCGGAUUUAUCCCGUAAUUAUCUUGACGAAAGGGCCGCUCAGCUGGAACUGGGAGUAUAUAAAAAAUAAUUCAGUAAAAGUUUUCUCAUUGGCUAUCUUACCCUGGACUGUGGAGUGUUUGUCUACGGCCUUCUUCACCCAUAUACUUCUCGAUUACCCUUGGUAUUGGGGUCUUCAUUUAGGAGCGAUACUGGCGUCAGUGUCACCUGCAGUGGUUGUACCAACUGUAUUGGCGUUGAAGGAUAAAGGACUAGGAACUAAAAAUCAAAUUGCUAUGUUAGUAGGAAACGCUGGGGGAUUAGACACAACGUUAACGGAAGCCAUGACUGGAGUUAUUAACAGCGCUAUAUUUUAUCCUGCGUCGCUGGCUUACAGGAUUGUAAAGGGUGCAUUGGCUACGUUUGCGGGGAUAAGUGCGGGAGUCACGUGGGGUGUGUUAUGCGACUUCAUACCGGACCAGAGUGAUUUAUACGCUCCCACUGUUCGAAGUUUGCUUAUUUUUGGCGGCGGUGUCAUGCUGACGUAUGCUGGCGGUUAUUGCGGCUGGGGCGGUGCUUCCGACUACUCUAGACUUGGCCCUUGUUUAAGAUACGAUCAUCUUGUUGUAUCCAGACAAGAGAAAGAAAUCAAUAAGAUCCAUACUUCGGCGCGACACAAACAUUUCAGGAUCGCAAAAUUAAUUAAAAUCUCGGCUGUUUUGGUGCGAACAGCGAUGGACUCCCUAUCAGAAGACGCUACCGAGCAAGAUAAACAUGUCGCUCUCCAGCACUCCAACAUCAUAGUCAUCGCAAUAUUGAUUACGUCAACCAUAGGAUCUGUGCUGACUACCGUGCUGGGACCCGUUCUGCUCUCUCAAGAGUCCAGAGUGGCUCCUGAAAAUUUUUAUCGUGCCCAAACUUUAACUCCAGCUGUUACUAACCCAUCGGCCAAUGCUUGUGGGAGCAACAUUCCUUCUCUAUAGUAUGUGGAUACUUAAUAAAUCAUAUCUGAUCACUA